UAUUGUUUGCUUUGUAUGUGUCCUCUUGCUUAACAUCGGUGCAGAUGGUAUUGACGCCUCAGAUGGGCCAUACGCGCUACAUCUUAAUGGCUUUUUCAUUGGCCACUGUUCUCAGAACACCAGCAUUAGCCUCCUACGAAACCCGUCUUCGAUUUUUAAAGCGUAUUGAAGGCGAAGCUAUUUCGAACCCCUUACAAAGUCUAUUCGGACUCUCCGAAUCGCAAAUUCACGAUGAGCUCAAUGCCAGUAAUCACGAGAUCAGAGCAACUCUUCCACAACCUUUCCACGACAUUCUCGACAUCCCACCCGAAGAGCGCCACCUACCGGAUGGAAUGACUAUCUAUGACAUCUUAGAGAUGCCGGCAAUGAGUGAAGCUAACCUGAGACGUAUUGCGUUUUCCCGGGUCAUGCCAACUCAUAUUCCGAACAUCAGUGAAGAGAAUAUAAUUGAGGUGACGGAAGAGGAACGUUUUCUCAAAGUCAUUAAGCGACAAGAGAGCGAUUACGUUAGAGCUUGUGCAGCCAGCAGCGGCUGGGUCCAGGUCAACGACGGCAUCACGGUGGAGAAUGAAUUCGUGGAGGUCAGCCGGGGACAGUUCUUCUUUCAAACCACGUGUUUGCACAAUGGCGGCGCCUGCUACGGGUACCCCACGCCUUCGACCGCUACGGCAGAUCGCCUCUCCAAGUGCACCACCCUCAAGUCCUGGGUCAUAGCCUGGGCAAAGGUCAGAGGGGACACCGAGUUCGGAUGGAGGCAUAUUGCGCUUGCUACCUGUUGCGCAUGCGCAGUCAAAGGCAAGCCCGGAGACGGCAUGACCGAAGAAGCGUCCGAUGGGGCUUAGAGAUUUCCUUUGGAACAAUUUCAUUUGUUUAUGAUGUUAUGGAAUUUUUUUAAAAAUACAGUUGGAGUUGUUAUAUCUAGUUUGGAAUAUAUCUUUAUAUAUCUUGCAUGGAUAAUCGGCUUAUGCUAGAAGUGGUCAUAUAUUUAUUGAAAUGCAUUAAUUUACUGUCUGUUGUUCAUGUUCAUGACUCUGAAUUCGGUAGACCAGAGCCAUCUAUAUACAUGGGUCACAACAUGGCGUAUAUUCUUUUGUUUUGUGCUUGCCCAACAAAGCAGUAGUCGCUAUGUUGUGUCCAACCCCAACCGGGUUGGCCAAGCUCUGUGUAUAGAUGGCUCUUCGGUAGAAAGAAACACACUGCCCUCUACGAAAGUUUUACGUCAUCACCGCUUUUAUCAAGCAGAAUAAUACAUGUAUAUUCGCCUGUUUGCAUGAAGCGUUACUAAUGCCAGUAUAAUAGCUUAACUGAAGCUCACUAUUACCAUUAUAAUUCAUGAAUAUGCAUGGUUGCUAAUUUUCUCUGAUGUAUUUA
Molecule: messenger RNA, 1371 nt
Organism: Strongylocentrotus purpuratus (purple sea urchin)
Lineage: Eukaryota; Metazoa; Echinodermata; Echinoidea; Camarodonta; Strongylocentrotidae
Exons: 4
Coding region: 45-842 (265 amino acids)
Source: RefSeq, a predicted model, not a curated record